AUGGUGGGCCUGCGAGGAGAAUCCUCAGGGCUUGUGUUUCUGUCCUGGAUCCAACAGCCAACUGAUGCAAGACACUACGUGAGCAAGACACUAAGUGAGAGGGUUGUCAUCGUGCCAUACCAGAAAUUGUAUCCCCCAGAUAUGUCUGCAAUUGCUCAUUUUGGUUCUGUAAACUCUAAAUUCUUGGGAUUUCUUAAGCAUGGCAGCCUCAAUGCAAUCAAACUUUUGCAUGGCAGCUCUGGACUCCCACAGCGAAUGCUCCAGGAAACAGGAAGUAGAAGCUAUCAGAGUCGGGAGCCUGGGCACAUUCCUGUUUUUAAAUCUAGAUAUAAAUUGGGUAAGGUCUAUUUCAUAAGUUUUCAAAGUAACAGUCUUCUGAGAAAAUCUGAAAGCUCUUUAAACUCCACUGCUAUCUUUCAAAAUAUGGGAAAGGUAAUGAAACUCAGCGAUUAGGUUACUUUAUACAAGACGUGGCCACCUGAGGCUGGAUCUCCCUGCAGGCUUGAUGAAGUAAGCAGCCAUGUUGGAACAGCGCUCAUGGCAAAGACAUAUGUGGCCUCUGGGGACCACAGGCAAUCUCUGGAACUAAUGCGGACCUGCCACCACAAUCAGCAAAAUGGCCAGUCACACAGCCACAAGGAAACAAAUUCUGCCAAAGCUGAAUGA
This is a messenger RNA of Lemur catta (Ring-tailed lemur), 666 nucleotides long. RefSeq names its product D-amino acid oxidase activator (gene DAOA). Lineage: Eukaryota; Metazoa; Chordata; Mammalia; Primates; Lemuridae. The record is from RefSeq and is a predicted model, not a curated record.